AUAUGUCUAGUUUACGUGUAUACCGUUUUUACACGUUAUAAGCUAGCUGUGCGUUGUAGAUUCAACUCAUACGACUUUUUACUAGUCGGCUCUUAAAACUGCUGUACUCUCUGUUAUUGUUGAGCAAUAUGUCGAAAGAUAUUAUUGGACCAGCUUUACCACCAGACUACAAGAAAGAAAAAAAUGAAGAUUGUUCAGGGGAAGAGUCAGACGGAGUUGCUGGACCAGCUCUUCCUCCAGGGUACAAAGUUCAAAACAGUUCUGGGUCAUCAGAAGAUACUGAUGAAGAUGAAAGAAACUUUAAAAGAGGACAGCCUGCAGGUCCUGCUUUACCACCAGGAUAUUCUAACCAUGCAAUGUGGGAUUCUGAUGAGGAAGAAAGCUCAAAAAAAAAAAGGAGAAUACGUAACGUAGUAAAGAAAAUAGACACCGAGCAGGAUGAUAAAGAUGAAAGUGAUUUUUUUGGGCCUGCACUACCACCAGGAUAUCAACAGACCCAGGAGUCACCUGAAAGGCCUAUUAUAGGGCCAGCACUACCUCCUGAAUUUACAAGAGUAACAGAAGAGGAUGAUUUUGAAGAUUACAUUGGACCUGCAUUACCACCAGGAUAUAAUAAAUCAGAAUCCAGCAGUGACAAUGAUGAGAUUGUGGGGCCAGUACCUUCAAAAGGGGAGACUGAAGAUAAUACUGCACUGGAAAUUGAUCGCAGAGCUCAAAGGAUGAAGAGGAAGCUGUUAACAGGAGAUGAUGAAGCAAAGGAGCUAGUUCGAGAGACCUGGAUGACUGAACUUCCACCAGAACUACAACACUUUGGCUUGGGAAGCAGGUCUUUUAAAAAAAGAGCAGGACCUGAAUCAAAAGACAGAUCAAUAUGGACGGACACUCCAGCUGAUAAGGAAAGAAAGGCAAGAGAAUUAUUAGAAGGAAAAAUUCCAUCAAGAGCUUCAAAAGAUGACUGUUCCGCACCUUCAGAAAGAGACAGAAAAUUAGCAGAGGAAGUUGAGAUAUAUAAUAAAUCCAAAAGAUCAGAGGCCCUAAUUGACAUGCAUGCAAAGAAGUUGAAGAAAAAGUCAGAAGCAGAGGCAGGAAUGCCCACAGAGAGAAGACCAUUUGAUCGAGAUCAGGACCUUCAAGUCAACAGAUUUGAUGAAGCUCAAAAGAAAGCAAUUAUCAAAAAGUCACAAGAACUCAAUACUCGUUUUUCCCAUAGUAAAAAUAGCAUGUUCUUAUAGAAACAUCAUGGAAAGCGACAAUCAUAUGCUUAUAUUAAAGUCUGAAAUACCUCUUGCUGGAAAGCAAAUUACAUUUUGAUGUAAUUACACCCAGAAAUGACUGAAUGAAAUAAGUUAUUCUUUCACAAGAAAAUCAGAGCUUCACACAGUUCUUUUUUCUGCUAAAACAAAUUAUGAUUACAAAGAAUUAAUUUGAAAACCUUUGAGGAAAUUUCAUUGGAAAAUAUAAAAAUAAAAGCCUGAUUAAGUAGAAAUGGGCAGCUAUCAUUAAAAAUCAACAUUUCUUCUAAGAAAAAAAAUCCUGUAAAAUAAUGCGAGCAGAUUGUGCAUUUUAAUAAAUCUUUUGUGUGAUGUUCGUGUGAUCUUUCAUAUGUGUUCUGCCAUUUUAAGUAUUUUUACUUGGCAUAAAUAUUAAGAGCACAGCUUUUUGUUAUUGUAAAUAAAAGUUCUGUUUGCUGGA
Molecule: messenger RNA, 1692 nt
Organism: Erpetoichthys calabaricus (reedfish)
Lineage: Eukaryota; Metazoa; Chordata; Cladistia; Polypteriformes; Polypteridae
Gene: gpalpp1
Product: GPALPP motifs containing 1
Exons: 8
Coding region: 129-1232 (367 amino acids)
Source: RefSeq, a predicted model, not a curated record